UAAGAAUGCGAAGCUGGCACCGGCCUGCCACACCAGCCUCUAAUUCCAUUUAAUGAUAAUCCCCUGCUCUGUUACUUGGACGGGUCGCGCUCCUACCUGGCUGCCGAAAAAAUCACUGAUCAUGUCGAACACCUCGGUACUUCGAACAUGACGUACGUUAUGGAGCAUGAGCGUAGGUAUGUGUGCGUGUGUGGGUCCGCUUAUAGAGAGAAUCGUAUUCGAAUUCCAGGGAACUUGCAACUACCACCGCCUGUUUGUGAGCGUUCUCGCCGGUGCGUGAAUAUCAACACACAAUCCGCUAGCGCUUUUUGGAGUUUCGUUAAUGAUGGUUUUUUGGCUGUUGGGCCUUUGUGAAUAAAUAUGGGUUGAAGCCACUGUUGGCUCAUCAUUAGCGUUUUGAUUUCAAACGAAGCGGUUGUGGAUAGCCGACCUCCGAUUGAAUUGUGUGACUUGUGUGUAAAGGAUACGCCGUGACUUGCUGUGGCAUCAGUUGUGCGAAAGUUGUGAUACGUUUUGUUUUUGUCAAUUUCUCUUUGCACGGUGCGGAGUAAAAUGAAGACACCGAGACAGAUAUCGUCGUUAAUACUUGCUCUAUGUGUCCUGCAAUGGCCAUCGAUGCUAGUGAACUCGGCUUCGACUGCCGUCUCCAGCCAACUUUCGUAUGGCCAAAGCAGUGGCAGUGAUCAAAAGGAUGCUUCAUCUUCGGGACUUCUGGGUGCAAUGUAUAGAAAAUCUCGCCAAUCGCGUUGUGUGACGUGUUACGACGACAGAUAUGACGAUCGCCGCCCGUACGGUGGCUACUCACGUUCUGGGGAUGAUCGUCCGGCUAGUUGGUACUAUCCCCGCAAUGACCGCUAUGAGGAUCGCUAUCGGGACCGUGACGUUGCCGACUACGAUCGCUACAGUUAUGAUCGGUAUGAAACAAGAGGCUACAGGCGUGGUUCGUACGGCGGCGAGAGUCGGGGCUACGGCUAUGACAAUCGCGACGACUACGAUCGCCGCUAUGGUGGCUAUAGCGGAUACAGCGAAAAGCGUGGCUACGGUCGGGGAGAGAUGAGGGGAUAUGGAUAUGAUAGUCGUGAUCGUUAUUAUGGUUCUGAUCGGGGAGCUGAUUAUCCACGUGGUGCUGACUAUCCGCGUGAUCGCAUCUACGAUCGUCCACGCUACGGAACCGGUUACGGAUCUCAUGGCUACGAUCGUGACUACUAUGAUCGCUACUCUCCAAGGUAUGGUUUUCGCAAUUAUCGCCCGGUGGAUGACACAUACAGGACGCAGACAGGAUACGACAAAUCCGCUGGAUCCGGUUACUAUUAUGCCAAGGGUAGCAAGGAGGAUCGACGUUAUCUGCCUGAACCCACCUACGACAGCCGAUAUCCUUGUGGCGUGCAAAAACCCAAUUGUCCUUAUGCUCCGCAAGAUGCUGGCACUCGCGUCACAUCAGGCCCCAUCGACAGCAGCCACCACCCAAUGGGUACCACCCAUUCCAUAUACAACCCCGGUGCAAAUCGCAACGACAGUUCACGGGGGCCGGGUGCCGGUUGGUCUUACAUGAGGGAGGAGGAAUCAGACCGUCAACCGGCUCGUGCUGGCAAUGGCAACAGUGGUAACAAUGGUGGCGAGUCUGGUAAUGGUACAGGUAACAGGGACAGGGACAGGAAUCGGGACCAGCAGAGAUCUCUCCUUUCUCCCCUUGUAGCCCUGCCUACGGUGCCCUAUUAGAUCGCGGAUCAAACCUCAUUGCCGUUGAACCAGCGAAAUCGAACGAAGAUGGCCAGGAGAACAGUGACCAGUCCAAGUCGACCUCUUCAUCCCCCUCGGCGGCGUCGACGGAUGACAACGGCCAGCCCAACACCAAUGGACAGAAC
This is a messenger RNA of Musca domestica (house fly), 1865 nucleotides long. RefSeq names its product eukaryotic translation initiation factor 4B. Lineage: Eukaryota; Metazoa; Arthropoda; Insecta; Diptera; Muscidae. The transcript is spliced from 6 exons. The record is from RefSeq and is a predicted model, not a curated record. The coding region runs from base 553 to 1719 and encodes 388 amino acids.